GGAAGUAACAACCUCUUUUCUCUCCAACACUUCUCAUGUCAUUUCUGACCGGCUGGUGGCGACAGCGAGCCCAAAGCGUUCAACCACAAACCGGAGAAGAAGCGCGAGCCUGCUGCAGGUGUUUGGAGGAAGUAGCCAUGCACGGAAUAUUGCGGAAAAAACAGCGAUUAUAUUUAUAUUAACACAACGCCGACCAGGAAAUCAUCCCCACGAGGGCGGAUUUGGUGUUUGGCUUCAAGUCGGAGGCGCCCGGCCAUCGCCAUGGGAACGACGACGAGCGAGCCGUGCAUCUACGACAAGCUGUCGGAGAGCAUCGACAUCCUGCGCCAGUCGGGCUACCGCUACGGCAUGUCCGAGCGCGAGAUCGAGCGCUUCAUCAAGCGCAUGCUGGAGACCAACGAGCCGCGACGAGAGCCGCCGCAGUUCCCCCUCCUCGGGGCCACCGUCAAGUUGGUGGUGGCGGCGGGCCUCCUGCUGCUGGCGGCGCUAGCGUUCACGUACCCGCACGGCGCCCCGCAACCGGGCACCGCCCGCCCGGGGUCCCGCAACUGGUCGUCGCCGCUCAGCCACGUGCGACUGCUCGCGCUGCCCAUCGCCAAGAAGUACAACCUGCAAGGCUUCCACGAGUGGUGGAGUUUGAGCUCGCCUCGGCAGAACCCGGUCAACUGCUCGGGUUGCGCCGACAUCUCCUCGGUACUGGAGGUGCCCGAGAGCCUCCGCGGUACCGUCACGCUGCGUCCUGGGCCCCAGCUCGUCCUCUUAAAGGGCGGCGAGUCGCUCAGCCUGGAGCGGCGUCAGCUGGAGGAGCUCUACCUGGCCCGCUCGGCGUCCGUGUCCGUCCUGCUCGAAGACGAAGACGGCGGCCCGCGCAACCUCGGCGGCGACCUCCCGCGAGGGCCCGCCAACUUCACCCUGCUGUGGAGGUUCCGCUCAGCGACCAGAGAGAAAGUGUUACGGUGGCUCUUCCCCAAGGCGGAGCUCUGCCCUCUGCUGGACAGCGCCGGCACUGUCUUACAACGCUGCUUGGUCACACACAACACGGAGCCCCACAACAAGGGUGUGGCGGUCCUGGGCUGGCUGGUGGUUGGCGAGGGGCUUCCCGGGGUGCGAGUUGUUCCCGUUCAGCGAUGCCACAAACACUGCAGCUCCUUCAAGCUGUCGCUCAACCCCGGAGACAUGGUGUACGCCGACCCCCGCUACUGGCAGAUGGCGCUCUUCCCGGGCCGAGGACAGAACAUCGUGUGCGACGGCUCUGCGUUUUAGCGCUUCCGCGGCGAAUGUCCCGACGCCCCGCCGAGGCGGCGCUCGUCCGUCCGCCCGCUGUGGUCCCGCCCGCUGAGGAUGCCUUAUAAC
Molecule: messenger RNA, 1353 nt
Organism: Phycodurus eques (leafy seadragon)
Lineage: Eukaryota; Metazoa; Chordata; Actinopteri; Syngnathiformes; Syngnathidae
Gene: c10h6orf89
Product: chromosome 10 C6orf89 homolog
Exons: 8
Coding region: 262-1263 (333 amino acids)
Cellular component (GO): Golgi membrane; nucleolus
Source: RefSeq, a predicted model, not a curated record